Molecule: messenger RNA, 1851 nt
Organism: Aethalodelphis obliquidens (Pacific white-sided dolphin)
Lineage: Eukaryota; Metazoa; Chordata; Mammalia; Artiodactyla; Delphinidae
Product: 52 kDa repressor of the inhibitor of the protein kinase-like
Molecular function (GO): protein dimerization activity
Source: RefSeq, a predicted model, not a curated record
AUGAGGCUUAAGGAAAACAGCCGUCUCCAUAACUUAAAAGUGCAAAGUGAAGCAGCAUUUUCUGAUGUAGAAGCUGCAGCAAGUUAUCCAGAAAAUCUAGCUAAGUUGAUUCUUAUGGGAAAACAGAACAUACCUCUGGAUGGACAUGAAGCUGAUGAAAUCCCAGAAGGUCUCUUUACUCCUGAUAACUUUCAAGCACUGCUGGAGUGCCAGAUCAAUUCUGGUGAAGAGGUUCUGAGAAAGCGCUUUGAGACAACAGCAGUUAACACAUUGUUCUGUUCACAAACACAACAGAAACAGAUGAUAGAGAUCUGUGAGAACUGCAUUCAGGAAGAGACCCUCAGGGAAGUGAGAGAUCACUUCUUUUCCAUCAUCACUGACAAUGUGGUGGACAUAGCAGGGGAAGAGCACCUGCCUGUGUUGGUGAGAUUUGUUGAUGAAGCUCACAAUCUGAGAGAGGAAUUUGUGGGCUUUCUGCCUUAUGAAGCUGAUGCAGAAAUUUUGGCUGUGAAAUUUCACACUAUGAUAACUGAGAAGUGGGGAUUAAACAUGGAGUACUGUCGUGGCCAGGCUUACAUUGUGCCCAGUGGAUUUUCUUCCAAAAUGAAAGUUGUUGCUUCUAGACUUUUAGGGAAAUAUCCCCAAGCUACCUACACACUCUGCUCUUCCUGUGCCUUAAAUAUGUGGUUGGCGAAAUCAGUGCCUGUUAUGGGAGUAUCUGUCGCAUUAGGAACAGCUGAGGAAGUUUGUUCUUUUUUCCAUCGAUCACUAGAACUGCUUUUAGAGUUUGAUAAUAUAAUUUCUGUCUUCUUUCAGAACAAUGAAGAAACAGGCAUAGAACUGAAGGAAAUUUGCCAUUCUCAGUGGACAGGCAGGCAUGAUGCUUUUGAAAUCUUAGUGGACCUCCUACAAGCACUUGUUUUGUGUUUAGAUGGUAUAAAUAAUGACACAAAUGUUAAAUGGAAUAACUGUAUAGCUGGCCUAGCAUUUGUACUCUGUAGUGUGGUAACAGAUUGUGAUUUCAUCGUUACCAUUGUUGUUCUUAAAAAUGUUCUAUGUUUUACAAGAGCCUUUGGGAAAAAUCUUCAGGGGCAAACCUCUGAUGUCUUCUCUGAGGCCAGCAGUUUGACUGCAGUACUGCAUUCACUAAAUGAAGUGAUGGAAAAUAUCGAAGUUUAUCAUGAACUUUCGUUUGAGGAAGCCACAAAUUUGGCAACCAAACUUGGUAUUCAGAUGAAACUCCCAGGGAAAUUUCACAGAGCUCAGCAUAGUAACCUGGAAUCUCAGCUAACCUCUGAGAGUUACUAUAAAGAAACUCUAAGUGUUCCAACAGUGGAACACAUUAUUCAGGAACUGAAAGAUAUAUUCUUAGAACAGCACCUCAAAGCUCUUAAAUGCUUAUCUCUGGUACCCUCUGUCAUGGGACAGCUCAAAUUUAAUACAUCAGAGGAGCGUCAUGCUGACAUGUACAGAAGUGAUUUACCUAAUCCUGACACGCUGUCUGCUGAGCUGCAGUGUUGGAGAAUCAAGUGGAAACACAGAGGGAAAGAUAUAAAACUUCCCACUAUUUAUGAAGCCCUUCAUCGGCUAGACAUCAAGUUUUUUCCUAAUGUUUAUGCAUUGCUGAAGGUCCUAUGUAUUCUUCCUGUGAUGAAGGUUGAGAAUGAAUGCUAAGAAAAUGGGCAAAAGCAUCUCAAAGCAUACCUGAGAAACACUUUGACAGACCAAAAUUCAAGUAACUUGGCUUUGCUUAACAUAAAUUUUGAUAUAAAACAUGAUUUGGAUUUAAUGGUGGAUACAUAUAUCAAACUCUAUACAAGGCUUCCUACAGAUAAUUCAGAGACCAUUUAA